Molecule: messenger RNA, 1732 nt
Organism: Penaeus monodon (black tiger shrimp)
Lineage: Eukaryota; Metazoa; Arthropoda; Malacostraca; Decapoda; Penaeidae
Product: cholinesterase 1-like
Source: RefSeq, a predicted model, not a curated record
GCCGGGAGUCACUUGCGACUCAGCCUCCGGAAGAAGCGCGGCAGCGAUCGUCGUCGCACUGGAAAGUCGAGUCGAAAAAGGAAUUCCGAGAAGAAUGAAGAUGCGUCUGCUGUUGGCUUCUGUCGCGCUGCUGUGGCUGAGCGCGGCGGCGUCGGCGGAGGAGACGGUCGAGGUGCAGCUCCAGCAGGGCGCCAUCGUGGGCUCGAGGUCCGAGGUCAAGGGCGGCAGGGCCUUCUACGGCUUCUUGGGCAUUCCCUUCGCCCAGCCUCCGGUCGGGGCGCUCAGGUUCAAGGAUCCCGUGGCCGCCGGGGCGUGGGAGGGCGUGAGGAACGGCACUGUGGCUCCGCCCUUGUGCCCGCAGCCAGACGCGCCCUCGGACUGGACGCACGAGGACUGCCUCUACCUCUCCGUGUACACGCCGCAGCCCAACCGGACCGACCUCCCCGUGAUGGUGUGGCUUCCCCAAGGAGGCUUCAUCAGCGACGUGACGCCCCUGUUCCAGCCGGAGUUCCUCCUGGCGAAGGACGUGGUCCUCGUCGUCCUGCAGCACCGCCUCGGCGUCCUGGGAUUCCUGUCGACCGAGGACUCCGAGCUCCCUGGCAACCUGGGGCUGAAGGACCAGGCGCUGGCCCUUCGCUGGGUGCAGGACAACAUCCGCGACCUCGGCGGCGACCCAGACAAGGUCACCAUCUUCGGCCAAAACGCGGGUGGUGCGGCAGUGCACUACCACAUGCUGUCUCCCAUGUCCAGUGGCCUGUUCCAGCAAGCUAUCAUGCAGUCGGGGGCGGCGCUGUGUCCCUGGGCGCUUCGGGAAGACCACCGACAGGUGGCCUUCAGCUUCGGCCGCAUGGUGGGCUGUUCGGGCGAGCGCGGGGGCAACAGCACUGCGCUCGUCGACUGCCUUAGGGAGGUCCCCAUCGAGCAGCUGAUGGCCGUGCUGCCCUACAUCAUGCCCUCCCCGUAUGUCCUAACGCCCCGCGUGGACGGCGAGUUCCUGCCCGACCACCCCGCCACGCUGGUCAGGGAGGGCCGCUACAACCGCGUCGACGUCCUGUCCGGGGUCACGCGGGACGAAGGUGCUCUCAACGCCAGAGCGUUCGUGGAGGACGGCGUCGUGGACAGCAUGAUCCAGAACUUCAGCCUCGUGGGUCCCCCCGCCCUCGGCUUCGAGGCCUGGGACGACGACCCCGAGUACCUGGCCCGCCUGGCCUUCCACAGGUACCUGGGGCCUAUGGAGUUCGACCUGACCAAGAUCGAUCCUCUCGUCAAGCUCCUCGGCGACAGCUUCUACAGCAUGUGCAAUGUGGAGACCAUCGUGCACCAUGCACGCGACGCCGUCGGCUACCGCGUCUUCGCUACGAGCUGCAGCACGCGGGAGCACGCCUUCUCCGACCUGUUCAGGGGACCCUCGCCCGCUGGAAGCCUUGAGGAUUCCAUGCCUGAAAACAGGAUCUUCCGGGCUGGGAAAUGGAAGGACGGGGGGGGUUAUGUUGUCGGUGGGGUGACGGCCUUCAUCGGGAGGGAAAAUAGCCGCGGUCUUCCCCCAGAAAUCUUGAAGGCCCCCAUAUACCCUGCUCGGGGCCCCCGGCCGAGAAAAACCUUUGUAGCCUUCAGCCCUCUUCGACCCCCUUUUGCUCGGAUUGACGGAGGCGGGGUGACCCCCCUUAAAGGCCCAAAAGCUCUCGUCGAGGGCCCCAAGUUCUUGUUGGGGACGAAGAGGGUCGAUACAUAG